Molecule: messenger RNA, 1566 nt
Organism: Pestalotiopsis fici W106-1
Lineage: Eukaryota; Fungi; Ascomycota; Sordariomycetes; Amphisphaeriales; Sporocadaceae
Exons: 6
Coding region: 1-1566 (521 amino acids)
Biological process (GO): microtubule cytoskeleton organization; microtubule-based movement
Cellular component (GO): centrosome; cytoplasmic dynein complex
Molecular function (GO): dynein heavy chain binding
Source: RefSeq, a predicted model, not a curated record
AUGAAUCGCUACUCGACGUACACGUCCACUUCCGCCGGGCCUGGCGAUGGCGAAGAGAAGAAGAAGGACAUGUGGAGCUCCAUGCUUGACGAUGUCGCCAGCGGCAAGAGGCUACCCGAGAAGAACAUGCUGGUCCUAGGAGGAUCGGUAGAAUCGCAACGAGACUUCCUCGAAUCUCUGUCGAACAACGAAAAGAGGCGCAACCUGGACCGAUCAAAGGACAAGAUCCCACCGAUAGCGAAUAGUUAUGCUCUUGGAUACACAUAUUACGAUGUCCUCGAUGCAGAUCAGGAUGAUACCUUGGCGCGUGUCUCUCUAUACCUCCUCUCAACACCUUCUCCAGCUUUCACUUCUCUUCUCAAGCCGCUUUUGACGAGACAAUCGAUUCCCAACACACUGAUCGUAGUACUGCUGGACUGGUCACAACCUUGGACUUGGAUGCGCCAACUGCGGGAUUGGAUUCUGCUCAUGCGAACGGUUAUAGCUUCCCUCAGUCUAGAAUGUAAAGAUGUCUUGCAAGAGAAUCUGGAUACCUGGAAGGACAGAGGUCGAGGAGGCAGCGCUCUCAACCUUGAUGGCACGCCUGCUCUGACUUCAGAAGGUGACGUUCCUUUGCCUGUUGGCCAAGGUGAAUGGGAUGAACCUCUAGGUCUACCUCUUUGUGUAGUCUGCCAGAACGCCGAGAGGAUGGACUAUCUGGAAAAAAGUCAGAGCUGGAAAGAGGAGCAGUUUGAUUUGGUUUUACAAUACCUCCGAACGGUCCUACUGAAGCAUGGUGCUUCUCUGAUAUACACAAGUCCCACGGGGGACACACCACUGCAGAGUCUCAUACACGCGAGUCUCGGGAUACAUUCACUCUUGAAGCGCGCACCGCUUAAGCACAAUGUUAUCGACCGAGACAAGAUUGUCGUGCCGCCAAACUGGGAUUCAACCAGUAAGAUCAUGGUACUGAGAGAUGGCUUUGAUGUAGAUGCUGUUAGCAACGGGUGGAGCAUUGAUAUCGAUCAACCAUUUGUACUGCCAUCAAAGCCAAUUGAGACGACUGGUAAUGAGGAUGAGCCCGAUGGGUCGAUUAUUCCCGUCAGCGGUCCCAGUGAGGGUCUUGUCCAAGAUCCGGAGGGCUCUGCUGUCACCCUCUAUGAAUCUCAGGUUCAAGACUCUAGUCUUGAUGCACUACAUCUUGCGCAACAAAAACAAGACACUACGAGGCUCGAAGUAGAGGCUGCAAGCGCUCAGGAGUUUCUCGCGACUUUGGUCCCCCGAGUUGAUGCCGAGAAAAAGGUUGACGAGGAAGAAGGUAAACAGUUUGCGCAGAACAGCACAACGACCACGGAAGAAAUCAUUAGUGAUCAUAUUGGCCCUGUCCAAUUCAAUAUGGGAGGUAUUCAGGUCGAUGCCGAUGACAUGGUUCAGAGACUCAAGGAACGGCAGUCAUAUAGUCAGACACCCGAGCCCGUCGCAGACGAAGAAGAAGAACUUGGCUCGAGCAAGCCAGUUGAUACUGAAAGGCUGGCACAGUUUUUCGGUAAUCUCAUGAAUAGGAAGCCUGGCGCGGGAGGGAAAUGA